Messenger RNA from Fopius arisanus, 708 nucleotides. RefSeq lists its product as uncharacterized. Bases 41 to 637 code for a protein of 198 amino acids. Lineage: Eukaryota; Metazoa; Arthropoda; Insecta; Hymenoptera; Braconidae. The record is from RefSeq and is a predicted model, not a curated record. The transcript is spliced from 3 exons.
ACAUUUUCGGGUUUUAUUCUCAAUUUUUAAGUAAAUAAUAAUGGCAGAUAACAAAGUUUGUGAUGCGCGUUGUCAGGCGUUUAGAAAAGAAACUAUUGAUACAGAAGAUAAACUUCGAAUGAAGUGGUUUACCAAAAAUCGGUUGCGUUUACUGGCAGAUUUGGAGCAAGAGGAUAAGCAUGUCAAAGAUAAAUUGAAGAAACUGAAGGAAGAAAGUGCAUUACCGGUUUCUGAACCAGAACCAACGACAAUCCAAGAAGAAACGGAAAUUCCGGUAUCAGUCGCAAGUCGUGAAAAGAUUGGUUUGGAUCUCAUGCGGUCCAUUCAUUCGUCUCUGCUAGAUGUUUUAUAUGAUAAGAAAGAGUCAAGUCAUGAAGCUAGAAAAAAAUACCUGGAAGAGCGAUGUAAAUUACCUCCGGAGGAUAGAUUUUUCACAAUGCAUUGCACAAAUUGGUCCUACGGUUGGAAAGUUAAAAAUUUCCAGAGUUUUUCUUCCAAGGAAUACAAUCGCAAACCCCUGAUACGCACAAGUUUUUACAGGAAUAAUCUAUCCAGUGUUAAAAAUGAUGAGAGACCAUGUUCGAAGAAAGGGCUUGCCACGUUAGCAAGAAAUUUCCAAGAAAUCCAAGAAUAUUGAGUAAUCAAUAUAAAUACAAGGCUGAUAAACAAUUGAAAAUCGAUGGAAAUGUCGGUUUGUUAAAUUUUGGU